Ceutorhynchus assimilis (cabbage seed weevil) is the source of this 1349-nucleotide messenger RNA. NCBI's taxonomy places the organism in Eukaryota, Metazoa, Arthropoda, Insecta, Coleoptera, Curculionidae. The record is from the annotation of a GenBank genome assembly.
UUCAGAUUGGAAUAAAUGAAAUACAAAAUUCCCUUGAAAAAGUGCGUUCGUAGCAAUGCAAACGGUUGUAAUGCAAAGUUCUGACUGAAAAAUGGAAAAACUGAUACCUGAUGAUGAGAAAAAAGUGGAAUCAAACGGUGUCCAAAAGGAAAAAAAUCAAAAACGGGAGGUUUUGGGUCUGGUGGAAACAAGAAGCAGAAAAGGGCUCUUGAAUUUUAGAGCUCUAACAUUCCUUUUUCUAUGGUAUUUUUUUAGUGGCUGCACCUUAUUCUUAAACAAAUACAUUUUAAAUAAUUUAGAUGGAAAUCCAACAGUCCUAGGGGCUUCUCAAAUGCUAAUGACUGCCACCUGUGGUUUUAUCCAACUAUAUUUCCCAUGCGGCAUGUACAAACCGGCACAGAGGCUCAAUAAACCACCUGGCUUUUAUAGGCACAUGGUUUUAGUUGGUAGCUUUAGGUUUACUACAGUCGUACUGGGUCUGGUAGCUUUGAAUUAUGUUGCUGUGAGUUUUACUGAAACAAUAAAAAGUUCUGCACCAUUAUUUACAGUCGUGAUUUCUAGACUUUUAUUAGGCGAGCAAACUAGUUUUUAUGUGAAUCUUAGUUUAUUGCCAGUCAUGUCUGGACUGGCUCUAUGCUCUGUGAACGAAUUAAGUUUUGAUAUGGUUGGAUUUCUGGCAGCUAUGGCUACUAACUUUACUGAGUGUGUACAAAAUGUGUAUUCAAAAAUGUUAAUAUCUGGAGAUAAAUUUAAAUACAGUCCUGCAGAACUCCAGUUUUACACAAGCGUUGCCAGUAUAGUAGUUCAAAUACCCACAACUCUUCUACUGGUCGAAUUGAAAGUAGCCAAUUUUAGCAUAGAUUUACUGGGUUAUUUUAUUUUAAAUGGAAUUUUGUUCCAUUUUCAAAGCAUCACUGCCUACGUGUUAAUGGACUAUAUUAGUCCUGUUACGCAUAGUGUGGCAAACACUGCCAAACGUGCAUGCCUUAUCUGGAUGUCAAUUUUCAUGUUUGGCAACCCAGUGACUCAGUUGAGUGGAUUGGGAACCAUCACAGUGAUAAUCGGCGUGUUGUUGUAUAUAACUGCUCAACAAUACGACAACAGUAGAAUAGUAAAAACACCCCGAAAGACAAAAAAGAAGCUGAUACAUUACACGCUAUGUGCUCUUCUCAUAAUUACGAUGUGUCGCGCCCACCUAUCGCACACGGAGGAGCAGGUUUAUUAGAUAACACCAAUUCAUAACUAAGCAGGCAUCUUUUACCAAUCUCUAGGCACUGUAAAAUUAUACGAUGAUUAUUUUACUCUCCUUUCAUUUUCAAAUAUCUCCUUUUUUAUUCAUAAAUUCCGAG